AGGCGUCGAGGGGGAUAGAGCGUUGGCCUCCUCCGAAUUCCCUGGAUAACCGAGGAGUUUCAAAUGAAACUCGGAGGAAUUUGAAGCAAGAGGAAAAAUUCUUCGGCUUGGAAAUUGGUCAUCAGCAAGCCGUUCCCAGGUGCAGCUUCGGUGCCGGGGAGCACGCAGAGCCCGCAGCAUUGCAGUGAUGCCCAGCAUUCAAGCUCCACACAGCUUCCCUGUGCCAAGUUUGGCUUCAAGAUAACGGCAUCCUGUGCCUGGUUUGGGGAGGAGGAGACAAAUGCACAGAGUUCGGCUCAGAGACAACACCGAGGUCUUAAGCCUGGGAAACAGCCUUUCAGAUCGUUCUGAGGGACUGCUGUGAAGAGGUCGAGGGGAGCCAGGAUAUAUAGGAGUUUUUGCAACAAACACCAGGUACCCAAGCAUGGACCGGAAUAAUGAAGAGAUACGUGUAUUAGCUGCAGCCCUUUGAACCACGCAAGAAGGAAAUCAACAGUGUGGACAGGGCUGGAAGCGUUGCCACACUUGCUUGUUGGAAUAAAUGAAGAAUGGGCUUGUGAUUAUGCUGACAUCCCAGCAUGAAUUUGGUGGACCUGUGGUUAACUCGUUCCCUCUCCAUGUGUCUCCUCCUACAAAGUUUUGUUCUUAUGAUACUGUGCUUUCAUUCCGCCAGUAUGUGUCCCAAGGGCUGUCUUUGUUCUUCCUCUGGGGGUUUAAAUGUCACCUGUAGCAAUGCAAAUCUCAAGGAAAUACCUAGAGAUCUUCCUCCUGAAACAGUCUUACUGUAUCUGGACUCCAAUCAGAUCACAUCCAUCCCCAAUGAGAUUUUUAAGGACCUCCAUCAACUAAGAGUUCUCAACCUGUCCAAAAAUGGCAUUGAGUUUAUCGAUGAGCAUGCCUUCAAAGGAGUCGCUGAAACUCUGCAGACUCUGGACUUGUCUGACAACCGGAUUCAGAGCGUGCACAAAAACGCUUUCAAUAACCUGAAGGCCAGGGCCAGGAUUGCCAACAACCCCUGGCACUGCGACUGUACGCUUCAGCAAGUUCUGAGGGGCAUGGUGUCCAAUCACGAGACAGCCCACAAUGUGAUCUGCAAGACCUCCGUGCUGGAUGAACACGCCGGGAGACCGUUCCUCAACGCUGCCAAUGAUGCUGACCUUUGUAACCUCCCUAAAAAAACGACUGAUUAUGCCAUGCUGGUCACCAUGUUUGGCUGGUUCACCAUGGUGAUCUCGUAUGUGGUGUAUUAUGUGAGGCAAAAUCAGGAAGAUGCGCGAAGACACCUUGAAUACUUGAAAUCCCUGCCGAGCAGGCAAAAGAAAGCCGACGAACCCGACGAUAUUAGUACAGUGGUGUAGUGUCCGAACUGACUGGCAUGGAAAAAGAAAUCCGUUUGGGAUUGCAGUAGAAUAAGUGGUUUACUUCUCUCAUCCAUUGUAAACAUUUGAAACUUUGUAUCUCAGUUUCUUUUGAAUCAUGCCACUGUUGAACUUUUAACAAACAUGACAGCAUAACAAAUCAUUUUCGUUUAGGUGAUCCACCCCUCCGUUGUACUCCUGGUGGUAUAUUCCUGAGUCA
Eubalaena glacialis (North Atlantic right whale) is the source of this 1578-nucleotide messenger RNA. RefSeq names its product leucine rich repeat containing 3B (gene LRRC3B). Gene Ontology annotation, molecular function: protein binding. NCBI's taxonomy places the organism in Eukaryota, Metazoa, Chordata, Mammalia, Artiodactyla, Balaenidae. The record is from RefSeq and is a predicted model, not a curated record. The transcript is spliced from 4 exons. The coding region runs from base 579 to 1358 and encodes 259 amino acids.